This is a messenger RNA of Fulvia fulva, 2139 nucleotides long. RefSeq lists its product as uncharacterized. NCBI's taxonomy places the organism in Eukaryota, Fungi, Ascomycota, Dothideomycetes, Mycosphaerellales, Mycosphaerellaceae. Gene Ontology annotation, biological process: peroxisome inheritance. The coding region runs from base 1 to 2139 and encodes 712 amino acids. Gene Ontology annotation, cellular component: extrinsic component of intraperoxisomal membrane. The record is from RefSeq and is a predicted model, not a curated record. The transcript has a single exon.
AUGUCGACCACGGCACCGAAAACGCCUGAACAAACACCCCGGAAAGUCGCCCUGAACCGAUCGUUCACGCUGCCCUCCAAGAUUGCGACCACGAGUCGCGCGACGCCAACUGCUGAGAUAGGUGCUGCGGAGGGUAUUGAGACGCUGUAUACACACGCGAACGCCAAAGUCAUCAAAUUCACGACGAGCGGGACUUCGCGACCGGGGAGUAGCGCUGGGACGCCGAGCUCAGGUGGUGGGCAAGGACGGCAGGGGACACUACCAUGGGCGACUUUGACAGAGCAGACGCUUGCGUCAGGACCUUUGGAGAUCUAUCGCGUGCCUGGAAGUGUGUCGUUCCUGCAUUCGGGGAGCCUGUUGCAUGCGAUCUUGCCUAGAAGCAACUGCUGGUUUGUUGACGGUGUCAGCAAGUUUGCGAUGCGGGUCUUACCGGAAACAUACUACCGCAUCGAGCUACCAGGACAAACGCCUGAGGAUCUGGAGAAAGUGGAGGAGUUCAAGGAGUGUUUGAAGAAAGUCCUGUUUUUUGAAAGGACAGCGUGCCCGUUCGCGAGGACGUUUGCGGUGGAUCUUCCCGUAGAGCCAGAGAUCAGGGUGAGGAAGAAGAUCAAGAGCCAUGGACGCGCGAAGAAGUGGAAGAUGGACAGGGUAUACAGUUGGAAGCCUGAGGAUGGCGAGGAGCCGCUCAGAAGAGGUAGCGAGUCGUCAGGCAGUGCGACAGGAUCAGACGGAGAGGGCUCGAGUUCAGCUGAAGAUACCGUACCAGAAGUGUUGGAAGUGGCAGAUGCGGUGAAGCAGCUCAGGUUCAACACUCCUACCAGGCCUAGCGUUCGCGAACGUGCAAUGGGCAUCAACAUGAGGUCUGUCACAGCACCUCCUCAUCUGUCACUGCAAGGCACACCACCACCACCACCGUCGCGACUACGAGAGAGCCUUGCGCCAGAGGCGCCCGAACGAUCAAGAUCUCGGUCUCCACAACAAGCACCAGGCGCCCUGAAUCCAACAACACUCCGACCGUUCCAAGCAAUACCCACAGACAUGCCGCCUUCGCCGCCGGACUCAAGCGCAGGCAUGGACUACGUCGAGCAGCCGCCAAGGACGGUACCAGAGACAGAUAUGCUCGAACAGCUUGACAAGGUGGAGCCGGAGAUCGAGAUUCCAGGACCCGAGGAUGUGAAUUGUGGCGAAGAACAUGCAGAUGAUGAGCCGAAGCAUGCUUUACCUGAACAUGCUCAAGAGGAGGACACUGUUCAUGAUGUGAUCGCACGGGGGGUGGUAAAUGAGUUACACGCACCAAUAUCGCACCCAGAACAGUCGACGAAGCAUGUUGAUCCGCAGGAGCACGCACGAGGUGAACUUGUCGUGGAAGACGACACAACCCUAGACGACUCCAAUCUGGCGUACGGGCGGGAAGAAAGUAUACUGGACGACUCAGUAAUCAUGCAUGAAGCAGAAUCAGGACCAACAGAACCGGAGCAUCCACGAACAGCAGACUGGUUUGACGAUGCACUUCCACAGCAAGAGCCUCUCCCAGCAGAACCCCCGGCCAAAGACGACCCAUACGCCCAGAUCCAAGCCCGCAUACAAGCUCGGCGUAGCAUCGGCGGCACCACAACCUCCUUCGCCCCAAACACCAAACCUCCCACACGCCGCUCCUCUUCCACCACCGUCUCCUCCAACUCCCUCUCCUCCAAACGCUCAGACCUCUCCCGACGAAGCCACUCCUCCCAACAACAACAACAACAACAACAACAACAACAACAAGCCGCCUUCGCCACAGCCCUCGUCCGCAAAGCCUGCGCCGUCUUCCUCGGCCCACCCGCCUCCCUCGUCGCCAUCAUGCUCCGCAUCGCAGCUCGGUUCGCGCGAGGAGCACUCCCUUUCUUCGAAAGUCCAAGAGGUAUGGCGAGGAGAGUACCAGGUAGUUUUGACCUUGAUGGUAGUGAUGUCGAGGAUCUGGAUGGGUUGGAUUAUGAUGAUGGUGAGUACUGGGGCGAGGAUGAUUUUGGGGUGCCGUUGAGGAGUCCGAUUCGGUUGAAGGCGAUGGAGGAGGAGUUGGUGAGGACGGUGAGUAGGGAGUCGGGGUCUGGGGUUAAUGUGAGGGAGAGGAGGGGGUGGGAUGAUGGGGUGGGGAGGUGA